Doryrhamphus excisus (bluestripe pipefish) is the source of this 2170-nucleotide messenger RNA. Its product is annotated as sodium- and chloride-dependent GABA transporter 2-like. Gene Ontology annotation, cellular component: cell projection; plasma membrane. Gene Ontology annotation, molecular function: gamma-aminobutyric acid:sodium:chloride symporter activity. Gene Ontology annotation, biological process: amino acid transport; nitrogen compound transport; sodium ion transmembrane transport. Lineage: Eukaryota; Metazoa; Chordata; Actinopteri; Syngnathiformes; Syngnathidae. The record is from RefSeq and is a predicted model, not a curated record.
GAGGCUGGCCUAUGUUGAGCAUUUUUAAAGCCCCCGCCUCCGACCACCCAUCCCUCCCACGCACCCACCCACUUCUCUCACAGCACAAAUUCUAAAACCUGAGCAUUUACCGCAAAAUUCCCUGCUGGAAGCACAGGUGUGAGACACACGAGAGGAAGUGCAAUGAAAGGCGACGCUGCCAAAGCGGGCCUUCAGAAUGGCGCCACCAUCCAAGCCCUGGACCCGCUGCCUGCCUCAGAGGAGAAGAUGGAAGAGAGGGGACAGUGGAGCAACAAGGUGGAGUUCAUCCUCUCCGUUGCCGGAUCCAUCAUCGGCCUGGGAAAUAUGUGGCGUUUCCCGUACCUCUGCUACAAAAACGGAGGCGGGGCCUUCCUCAUCCCAUAUCUCAUCUUCCUGUUUGCCUGCGGCGUUCCUGUCUUCUUCCUGGAGACGGCGUUGGGGCAGUACACCAGCGAGGGAGGGAUAACCUGCUGGAGAAAGAUCAGCCCCUUGUUUGAAGGUCUUGGCUACGGCACACAAGUGAUUGUGACUUUGCUGAACUUCUACUAUAUUGUGGUCCUGGCUUGGGGGAUGUUCUAUCUCUCCUUCUCCUUCUCCUGGGAUCUACCUUGGUCUUCCUGCAACAACUCAUGGAACACAGAAAACUGUUUGGAGUUUCAGCGGAGAAACACCUCUACCAACCAAACAAUCUUCUCUAAUGCCACCUCUCCCGUCAUGGAGUUCUGGGAGAGACGAGCGCUGAGGAUCUCGCCGGGCAUCGACCAUAUGGGCUCGCUCAACUGGGAUCUGGCUGUGUGUCUGUUCAUCGCAUGGGUCAUGUGCUACUUCUGCAUCUGGAAGGGGGUGAAGUCCACAGGAAAGGUUGUCUAUUUCACUGCAACCUUCCCAUAUUUGAUGCUUAUUGUGCUGCUGGUGCGAGGGCUCACUCUGCCUGGUGCAGGGAUCGGCAUCCAGUUUUACCUCUAUCCUGAUUUGGGACGCCUGUCAGACCCACAGGUAUGGAUGGAUGCUGGGACCCAGAUCUUCUUCUCCUAUGCUAUUUGCUUAGGGUCGCUCACAGCGCUGGGCAGCUACAACCGAUACAACAACAACUGCUACAGGGAUUGCCUGUCGCUUUGCUUUCUGAACAGUGGCACCAGCUUUGUAGCCGGAUUUGCCAUCUUCUCCAUUCUGGGUUUCAUGUCUUAUGAACAGAAUGUUCCCAUCUCAGAGGUGGCCGAGUCAGGUCCUGGUCUAGCUUUCAUUGCUUAUCCUCGCGCCGUGUCCAUGAUGCCCUUCUCGCCUCUAUGGGCCGCUCUUUUCUUCAUCAUGAUUGUUUUCUUAGGGCUGGACAGUCAGUUUGUAUGUGUGGAGAGCCUCGUGACCGCCAUCGUCGACAUGUACCCUGCCGUGUUCCGCCGUAAGAACCGCAGGGAGCUCUUCCUCCUGGGUGUGGUCUUCAUCUCCUUCCUAGUGGGCCUCGUCAUGCUCAUGGAGGGUGGCAUGUACGUCUUCCAGCUGUUCGAUUACUAUGCCGCCAGUGGCAUGUGUCUUCUUUUCAUGGGCCUCUUUGAGACCGUCUGCAUUGCUUGGGUCUACGGUGCUGAUCGCUUUUAUGACAACAUCGAAGACAUGAUCGGCUACCGUCCCGGCCCUUAUAUUAAAUACUGCUGGUUGUUCUUCACCCCAGCGACCUGCAUUGGUACAUUUGCAUUCUCCCUUAUUAAAUACACUCCCCUAAAAUACAACAAUGAGUAUGUGUACCCAUGGUGGGGCUAUGUGAUUGGCUGGCUGCUAGCUCUCUCCUCCAUGGUUUGCAUCCCUCUUUGGAUGGCGUACAAGAUCAGUACCACACAAGGAACAUUCAGAGAGCGCAUCCGGCUGCUCAUCACACCAUCAGAGGAUUUGCCCAAAACAAAGAGGGAGCAGGAGAGGUUGCUGGCCAUUUUUGCUCCAGAGGAAGAAACCGUCAGGAAUAAAAUUGGCUACCAUCCUGUUUUGGAGCAAGACUCCAACUUAUGAGGUAGCAGAAUUCCAAUAUGCACUUCUUGGAAGGUUUUAAUAUGACCCAGAAGCCAUAUUUGUAUCAUAUUAUUGUGCUAUCAUGAGUGAUUGUUGUAUUUACGCAAUAAAAUUUAUUUUUAUUUUAAGGUGAACUAUUUGACAAAAUAUGCAAUAUUACUGCUCUAGU